Messenger RNA from Scleropages formosus (Asian bonytongue), 2150 nucleotides. RefSeq names its product calcyphosine 2 (gene caps2). Bases 65 to 1639 code for a protein of 524 amino acids. The record is from RefSeq and is a predicted model, not a curated record. The transcript is spliced from 16 exons. Gene Ontology annotation, molecular function: calcium ion binding. NCBI's taxonomy places the organism in Eukaryota, Metazoa, Chordata, Actinopteri, Osteoglossiformes, Osteoglossidae.
GUGGUGGAACUGUGGUGCUCACACAGACUCCUCAAGGAGUUUUACUUGCUUGUUGUUAGUAUUAAUGGAUUUAAAUUUGCAUGAGGUUUCUGUGACCUCGAGAGCACAAGAACCAUGCGAGACGAGAGGAGAAAAACCCUGGAACAAGGGUUGGACAGGUGGAUCAGGAGUCAGUCAUCUUCGUCCAAAGGAAGUUCCUGCCUUAAAACUGGGUGAACUGUUUGACUCAGAUGAAGAGGAUGCCACAUGCAUCCCAUUCAGUGAAAAGCCUGUCCAUGUCGGCCCUCCAGAUUCCUCGUCCUCGAUGAGCUGGGGUACCGCACUCUCUGCACAGCCUUCACAGUGUGCUGUGGACAAGGAUGCCUGGACCACGGAGGAUGCGAAAUCGCACCUGCUGCAAUACUAUAUGGGUAGUCCCUGCACUGCCCAGGACAGCCUGAAGAAGCUGGAGGCUGAAGAUGUUGCCAUGGAGAAAAGAAAGCAAGCUGUUGUGCAUCAGGUCAUGGUAGACCAGCUGUCCCGGGCUGUCAUAAGUGAUCCUAGUCAGAACUCAUCCCUUUUGGAACAAAACUCAUUUUCUACCGCUGGAUCAGUACCACUGUCUUUCAUGAAAAGGACUCUGCACGAAACAAAAGUGAAAACCAGCUCAUCAUUAACUGAGAAUCUGCUGUCUAACAAGCUCCGUUUCGAUGCCAGAAUAUUAUCAAGGAAUGGACGCAAUGCAUGCAGGGAAUUGAUAGGAUUUUUCUUCACUUAUGAUAACACUUUGACUGUAUAUGAGUAUCGCUGCUUUGGCAAAAACAGAACAAAUGCACUUCCUUUCAUUCCCAAAGGAUGCUACAGACACCAGUGUGGACGGAGAUCAGGCUUGCAGUACAGCAUCCACGAUUUCUUUGUGGGGGCAAACCUAUCCUUCUCCACACAUGAUCAAAACCUACCUGAAAGUAUGAAGAGAAACCCCCUGUUGUGGCUGCGAAUUACGGAUGUGGAUGAGCUGGCAAAGAGCAAGCUGCUAAGCUCUUCAGAAGAUCUUAAGAUGUGUUUUUCCAAGGAGGAACUUGAUGACAGGAACACCUUACUGGCCAUUCAGGCAACCCUGCAGGAGAGGGUGAAGAAGAGGGCUGUCUGUACAAUCGCUAGAUUGGGGCGUCUCCUCAGGAGGGCCGAUGGAUCUGGAAAUGAUACCUUGGGCAAAGCUGACGUCCGGCGGGCACUGGAAGACCACCAGCUUGGGCUCUCUGAACAGAGCUUUCAGAGCAUAUGGCGUGUUCUGGAUUGGGACGGUGACGACCGGGUGGACUGUGGCGAGUUGAUGCGAGGCCUCUUUGGGGAGAUGAAUGAGUACCGCAAGGCCUUUGUUCUAAAGGCUUACAGGAAGCUUGAUCCCACCAAGUCUGGCAGCGUGUCCAUGACAGACAUUGAGAAAUUCUCCUGUGCCAGAAGUCACCUGACAGCAGUUCCAGGUGAGGCCACAAAAGAGGAGCUCAGAGUGAGGUUCCUUGAGUCCCUGCACAGCGCCUGCUCAGAUGCUGCAGUGAUCUCCUUCUGUGAGUUUGAGGACUUCUAUGAGGGCAUGAGCAUCGGAAUACCUGAUGACCAAGACUUUGCCAACAUACUAAAAAACUCUUGGGGUAUAUAAGCACUGCGUGUGGUUAUUGAAUUAACCAAUAAAUAAUAACUUAUAGCUGAAACCAGAGGUGGCUUCUGAUGUUGGAGACGGGAGGUGUGAAAUGAUAAAAGAUUGUUGGCUAUAUGUGCCUUAGACAGGAAACUCGUUCAUCAUCUUUGCAUUAAAAAAAUCAUCAUGAUACCAGUGUUUUCUGAGUGAUAAUAGUACUGUUUUGUGUGUAAAUAGUUGUUUUGACUGCUGUAACAAUCAUUGAAAUCAUAGAAACAUUUUCCUGCCCAGCAGAGGGCUCCAAAAGUUAUUAAAUCAGAAUAUCUUCAGUACAGGUGGUCCCCAAUUUGCGAUGGAGUUAUGCUGCGCGAAACCAAUCAUGAGUCGAAAAUAUCGUAAAUCGCAAAUGCAUUUAAUUCAGCUAAUACACACCUCUGCAUGACAGAUUGGAAGAUGUGGAUCGCUGCCACUCCCCAGCAUUGCAAAAGGGUAUCGCUCCGCAUAUCAUUAGCCGAGGAAAAAAUUGAAAUUC